Messenger RNA from Dunckerocampus dactyliophorus (ringed pipefish), 3098 nucleotides. Its product is annotated as RNA-binding Raly-like protein. The transcript is spliced from 9 exons. The coding region runs from base 1071 to 1970 and encodes 299 amino acids. NCBI's taxonomy places the organism in Eukaryota, Metazoa, Chordata, Actinopteri, Syngnathiformes, Syngnathidae. Gene Ontology annotation, molecular function: RNA binding. Gene Ontology annotation, cellular component: nucleus. The record is from RefSeq and is a predicted model, not a curated record.
AGCGCAUCCGGCGGCUGGAGCGAUGUGGCGCUCACGUCGUCUUUAAAAGAGAGGGAGGGAAGGCAGCAUCAUCGUCCAAAUAGAAGGCACACAUAGCGGGGAGAGAUGGCGCGAUAAGGACUAGCUAGCUGCUUUACCUCCGCGGACCUCCUCCAUCAGCCCGGCGACUGGGUCACAUGACAGCAGGCAGCUUGUAGAGCACACACACACCAUCACCGCAGCGCCAUUGACUCUUUUCAGCUCGUUUUUAAGCAAGCUUUUACUCCCGCUCGGUGAGUACAUUUGUGCUUUUUUUGUCAGCGUCCUCUUUUUUUUUUUAUUUCCUCCCCUCCAUUUUUAUUUUUUUCUCCUUUUGCUGAUGUUUAAUUAAAGCAUUGACGUGGUGGGUUUUUUUUGUCUUUUUUUUGUCUUUUUUUUUUUUUUUUUUUUCAAGUUUCCAGCAUGUACUUGUCCUGAUGGCUGUGCUCGUGCACGCGUCACUUGCACUUUGCUUUCCAGGGCUGAGAGCCUGCAGCGGUUUUCAGUCAUUGUUGAGAUUUUUACCAAAAUGUUUCUCAUUUUUAUCUUUCAUUUUUAAUUUUUUGUAGUAUUUCUUUGUUGCUUUGGUUUGCAUUUUGCGCUGUGGUUUGUUGCCUCCCACUUUUGUCAUUUUAAACGUCUUCUCGCUGGAGCCCAACCAUGCUUUGACUUCUUUGGAGUCCUUUUUGGGGACGUUGGGACUUUUCUUACAGCCGAGCUUUACAGGUUUGUUGUUUUUUUUUCAUAUGCUUUUGCUUUUUUUGGGAUGUUUUUGUUUUUGGUGGAUAGAUGAUGCUAGGUGGACUGGGUUUUUGUUUUCUGUGUCCACAAGGAGGAAGACAUUUCCCCCCUACUUUGGAGAUUAAAUACUGCAAAAACAUGCAAUAAAGGGACACGGUGACGUAAACAAAGGCUUCUAUUUUGCAAGAACGGCCGUCCACUAGAAGUGCUUUCAUUUUAUGAAAUGUGAAAGGUGAAUGGCAGCGUCAGCAGCAUCAGCAGAUGAGCUUUACACUCACUGGCCACCUCAUUAGGAGUGCGCCAGGUGGAGGAUGACUGGUAAAACCCAGACCAGCAACGUGACCAACAAGAAUGACCCACGCUCGCUCAACUCCAGAGUCUUCAUCGGCAACCUCAACACGGCCAUCGUCAAGAAGACCGACAUCGAGGUCAUCUUCGCCAAGUACGGCAAGAUCGUGGGUUGCUCCGUGCACAAGGGCUACGCCUUCGUGCAGUACCUGAACGAGAGGAACGCCCGGGCGGCCGUGGCGGGCGAGAACGCUCGCGUCAUCGCCGGACAGCCUCUCGACAUAAACAUGGCCGGUGAGCCCAAACCGUACAGGCCCAAAAGCGUCUCCAAGAGGCCUCUCUCGGCAGUCUACAGUGGUUACGAGUUUGACUACGAGUACUACAGAGAUGACUUCUACAGCAGGCUUUUUGACUACCACGGCCGAGUGGCACCUCCUCCCAGAGCUGUGAUCCCUUUGAAGCGCUCCAGGGUACUGGCUCCUUCCUCCCGCCGAGGGAAGACCUCCUUCCCCAUCAAAACGUCCUCCUCUUCCUCAUCGUCGUCCUCCAGACCUCCCACGUCCUCCUCCUCUUCAGCCGGCAUAAAACCAGUGAAGACGGACCAGCUGCAGACUAUCAAACGGGAGCUGACACACAUCAAGACCAAGAUCGACUCUCUUCUGGGACGACUGGAGAAGAUUGAGAAGCAGCAGCGAGUCGAGUCCGAAGCUCAGAGGAAGUACGAGGACAACUGUGACUCGCUGCAUGACGAGUCCGUGUCAGAGGCGGCGGAGAACUCCGGCGAGGAGGCCGGCGAAGGCGCGCUGGACGUGGAGGCCGGCGAGAUGAGCGACGCCGCUGAGGACGACUACGAGGAGGAGGAGGAUGAGGAGGGUGGCAGCCAGCAUCUGACAGAGAACCACAUUUCGGAUAUUGACAACUGAGAUGAGGGAACUGUCGAAAAUUCAUCAUUCCCUUCGUGAGGCGGGAACAGAGAGGUUCAGCGAGGUAUCCAGAUUUAUGGACUCGGAAGAGAUGCCGACGACAAGUGGGCAGCAAAUGUGACGUAUGUAAAAAAAACAAAAAAAGGAAAAAAAAAAAGCCUUUUUUUUUACUUGCUGUGCUGUUAUUGUAUCCAACGAGGAUACUUGGCAUCUUUUACGUGGUUUUGUGUACGCGGAACACCGGGCACUGUUUUAUUUAUUGACAUUUUGUGUGUUUACAUCAUCUCAACGUGCACUCAAAAGCUUUCAUCUGAAGCUGCAAUUUAACAACUUGGCUACCAGGUGGAGCAUCCAUGCCCCAAUGCAGGGGUGUCCAAACUUCUUCCACCGAGGGCUGCAUACUUAAAAAUGAAAAGAUGCGAGGGUCCACUCAUAUUUGACAUUUUCUAAACCCACCCAAUAUAUGUGUACUGUAUAUAUAAAGAUAAAAAGUUAUAUAUAUAAUUAUAUAUAUAUAUUUAUAUAUAUAAUAUAAGUUAUAUGUAUAUACGCACGGUGGCCGAGUGGUUAGCAUGUUGGCCACACAGUCUGGGGAUCGGGAAGAUCUGGGUUUGAAUCUCCGUUGGGCAUUUCUGUGUGGAGUUUGCAUGUUCUCCCCGUGCGUGUGUGGGUUUUCUCCGAGUACUCCGGUUUCCUCCCACAUUCCAAAAACAUGCAUGUUAGCUUAAUUGGCGACUCUAAAUUGUCCAUAGGUAUGAAUGUGAGUGUGAAUGGUUGUUUGUCUAUAUGUGCCCUGCCGUUGGCUGACAACCAGUCCAGGGUGUACCCCGCCUCUCGCCCGAAGUCAGCUGGGAUAGGCUCCAGCAUACCCGCAACCCUAAUGACGAUAAGCGGCAUAGAAGAUGGAUGGAUGGAUGUUAUGUGCGGAUUUCUUUUUCAUUUCUUCAUUUUUUGCUGUUGUUUUUUUUUUAUUGACAAAUAUUUCAACUUUUUCACGCAUACUUUUUUUCUGUGAAUAUUAUGACUUUAUUCGCAUAAUAUUUUGACUUUAUUCUUUAAUAUUAGAACUUUUUUCCAACCCAACUUUCCAAAAACUGCAACUUUAUUCUUUGUUUUGCUUGAUUAUAU